AUGGCGUCUUCUCAGGACGCUUGGUAUCUCUCGUUGCUGGGUCUGGCCGAGAAUUUCCGCACGUCGAGUCCGCCGAAUAUCAAAUCGUGCAUCCAGUGUCUGCAGGCAGUCUUUAACUUCAAGCCACCGCCGCGCGUCGAGGCGCGCACCCACCUUCAGCUUGGCAACAUCCUCCUUACGCACACCAAAAACAUCGAUUUGGCGCGAUCGCACUUGGAGCAAGCGUGGCGGCUGAGUCAGAACAUAAACACGUUCGACGACGUGAAGUUCGAGGCUGCUAGUGUGGUAGCGGAGCUGUACGAGCAACAACAACAACCGAACCUGAGUAAACCGAUAUUGAGGAAAGCGAUCGAGUUGUCACAGCACAAUGUCUACUGGCACUGCAGACUUAUCUUUCAGCUCGCGCAAAUUCAUGCGUCGGAGAAGGACUUUGUCGCGGCUAGCAGUUUACUCGCAGUGGGCGUUGAUUACUCCCACAUAAGCAAUGCCAGUUACACGAGAGUGCUCUUUCUUCUAAGCCGAUGUAUGCUUCUGCUAAUAGAUAAAAAGUUUACGGAGGUGCACCCUCUUUUGAAUUCAGCUGGCCAUCAUGUAGAAAAUUGGCAGGGUAGUCCACAUCAGAAGGAAUAUUUGAAAGUAUACUUUUUGGUCCUCCAAGUGUGUCACUAUCUCAUGGCUGGACAAGUGAAAAGCGUGAAACCAUGUCUGAAACAGUUGCAACAGAGCAUACAGACUAUAAUGUCGCCUAGCUGGCCAACGGACGAUGUCGUCACGGGUUCCAACAUAGGAGACAUGUUUAUAUGGAUGCCGAAGGAUCAUCUGUACGUUUUGGUGUAUCUGGUGACCGUUAUGCACUCUAUGCAAGCCGGAUACAUGGACAAGGCGCAAAAGUACACCGACAAGGCGCUUACUCAGAUUGAGAAAUUGAAAAUUGUUGAUAAUAAGCCUAUUCUGUCCGUGUUUCAAUUAAUGCUCUUGGAGCACAUAGUCAUGUGCCGGCUUGUGAUGGGAAACAAAAGUGUAGCGCUCGCGGAAAUUUCUCAAGCCUGCCAGCUCUGCAGGCGACAGCCUAGACUACUUCAAGGCCACAGACCUCAAUUACAUGCGUUACUAGGCUUGUAUGCGAUGUCGAUGAAUUGUAUGGAAGCUGCGGAGGCUCAAUUCACCGCUGCGCUCAGAACAUCACAGGAAAGGGAACUGUGGACGUUCGCAAAUUUGAAUUUAGCGAUAGUGUAUCUUCGAACAAAGAGGGACGCUGAAUUGGGCGCGUUAUUAGAAAGGAUAAAUCCAGAAUCUCUGCCGUCUCAUUCUCAUUCCUUGAGGGCAGCUGCAUAUUAUGUACAAGGACUCCAAGCAUUCUUUGGUGCUAGAUAUAAUGAGGCAAAGCGAUAUCUUAGAGAAACUUUAAAAAUGGCAAAUUCGGAAGAUUUGAACAGACUCACCUCGUGCAGUCUUGUGCUUUUGGGACACAUAUUUCUCUCGUUGGGAAAUAGUAGAGAAUCGAUGAACAUGGUCACACCUGCGAUGCAAUUAGCUUCUAAAAUACCUGAUGUACACGUACAAUUGUGGGCUACUGCUAUUCUUAAAGAUUUAUACAGGAUUUGCGGUGACCCAACUCACGAGAGUGAGGCUUACCAAAUGCACUGUACAUUCUCGCAAACUCUUUUGAAGGAUCACUUUCAGAGUACUCAGAUGGGCGAGCACUCGCUCAUUCAGUGGACAGAUGGUCCUGUGCCUGCGUUGUCAACCAAUCCACCACCAUCUACGUCGCAAGCAAUUCUCUAAUGAUAUAAAAAGAUAUCUAGGUGUGUUUAUUUACUCGAAUUCUGUCCAGGAUGUCUGCUGAAGCCAUAUAAUUUAUACUACUUGUUUAUUGGAUCGUCAAACAAAAUUGGAUUCAGCGCUCUACUCACAGUCUCACACAGAUAUAUUAAAGGAAUUAUAUUUAUUGACGCUUUGAGAAAAACAAAUAGAUUUGAUUACGAACGAAAUAAAGAAAUAGGACUAAUGGAUAUUUCAUAUAAUAUCCAGACUUGUUUAAUGUAUGAGAACUUGCGAGAGUCUAUGGCGACUAAUUUAUAGUUGUUUAAUCGCGAGGCUUGAUAGCGAUUUAUGUUAUUUGAAUCAUCGAAAUUACACGGCAGGGACUGACUACAUAUAUAUAUAUUUAGAUCAUUCAUGACUUCCCCUUACUUCGGUUUGUACAUUUUUAAUUAAUUUAUGCAUUACAUUUUUUUUCUCCUUUUUUGUAGGAUUAUACUUUCUUUAAUGAAAUGCGUAUGUGUGUAAAGGUUGUUGAAAAGAAACACUAUUAACUUCUGGGAUUAAUAGCGUUGUGAGUAAAAGAGAUGGGGAACAAACAUCAAAAUCUCUUUUUAGAUUAAAUUUUUUAUAUACUGAAUUAUAUAAUAAGGAAGAGAUGAAAUUGGACUAAUUAAUUUAAAAUGCACACUUUAAAUUUUAAGUUGGAUGAACUUUACUCGAGUAGAAUUAUCAAUAGAACUUUACUUUCUUAUCGUGUCUCUUUUUCUAAUGACCAAAGUAAACACUAAUAAUUUGGCUGUGGACACAACAGAAUAACAGCACAUUCAUUAAGCGGUAUAAUAGAGAAUGAUAGGUAUGGAAAUUUGCAAGUCGAUUAAAAAAAGCAAAUUUUUUACCUAUUGUACAUUUGAGAUGUUUGGUACAUGUAUUUUUAUUAAAAUGAUAUAUGUAUGUAUUGUAUAAGUAUACAAUAAAAAUAUAAUUGUUAUUAGUAUUAGUUACAGUAUAUAUAUAUAAAUAAAAAAGAAAGGGGCCUUAGAAUGUUGUAACUUAAACGGCGAAGAACUGUCGCAUAAAAAUUCUUUGCUUCGUUUAAAUUACGCUGGACAUAUUUUGUACAUAUUUUUAGGAGUAACAGAAUAUACAUACACACAACAAACUAUGGAAUAGAGAAUGUAAUAAAAUACAGGUUUGUACAAAUAUCUCAUCGUUUUUACAAGAGAAAAGAAUAUGCAUACGGACUUUAUUUCUCUUGUAGUGUGUUUCUUCACUAUUUAAGCGUUAUUAAGCAAUAUAUGGGUGCUAUCGUUCAGAUGAUUGACGUAAUACGAUCUACAACUGCUCUGGUGUCAUUACAUCGCUGUCGGAGAAAGUAAAUUCAAGAUAAACUGCUAGUAGACAAUCUUUUGACGAGUUGAACAAACCAAUAAAACUUUACACGAUAUCGCA
This is a messenger RNA of Ooceraea biroi (clonal raider ant), 3213 nucleotides long. It is a transcript of the gene Mau2, whose product is annotated as Mau2 sister chromatid cohesion factor. The record is from RefSeq and is a predicted model, not a curated record. Gene Ontology annotation, biological process: mitotic sister chromatid cohesion. Lineage: Eukaryota; Metazoa; Arthropoda; Insecta; Hymenoptera; Formicidae. Gene Ontology annotation, molecular function: protein binding.